This is a messenger RNA of Larimichthys crocea (large yellow croaker), 1839 nucleotides long. The record is from the annotation of a RefSeq genome assembly. Lineage: Eukaryota; Metazoa; Chordata; Actinopteri; Sciaenidae.
AUGCACACUACUUCACUAAUCAUGACCUCAAGCCUGAUCACCAUACUACUCCUCCUAGCCUACCCUGUUCUUACAACCCUCAGCCCCAACCCCCAAGGCCCCGAUUGGUCCCUCUCCCAAGUCAAAACAGCAGUUAAACUCGCUUUCUUCGUAAGCCUUCUUCCCCUCUUCUUAUUUCUCAACGAAGGUGCAGAAACAAUCGUUACUAAUUGAACCUGAAUAAACACCCUAACCUUUGAUAUCAACAUUAGCUUUAAAUUUGACCACUACUCAAUUAUUUUUACUCCUAUUGCCCUCUAUGUUACUUGAUCAAUUUUAGAGUUUGCAUCCUGAUACAUACACGCAGACCCCAACAUAAACCGAUUUUUUAAAUACCUCCUUAUCUUCUUAAUUGCCAUAGUCAUCCUCGUCACGGCCAAUAACAUAUUCCAACUCUUUAUUGGUUGAGAGGGGGUCGGUAUUAUAUCCUUCCUCUUAAUCGGCUGAUGAUAUGGCCGAGCAGACGCAAACACUGCAGCCCUCCAAGCUGUUCUUUACAAUCGAGUCGGAGAUAUCGGCCUGAUUUUUGCGAUAGCCUGAAUAGCAACCAAUCUCAACUCAUGAGAAAUACAACAAAUAUUUACAACAGCUAAAAACCAGGACCUCACCUUCCCCCUCCUCGGCCUCAUCCUCGCCGCAACUGGCAAGUCAGCACAAUUCGGACUCCACCCCUGACUCCCCUCUGCUAUAGAAGGCCCCACGCCGGUCUCCGCCCUACUACACUCCAGCACUAUGGUUGUCGCCGGUAUUUUUCUUCUCAUCCGCAUGAGCCCCCUUCUAGAAAAUAACCAAACAGCCCUCACCCUCUGUCUAUGCUUAGGAGCCCUCACCACCCUAUUCACCGCCACUUGCGCCCUCACCCAGAACGAUAUUAAAAAAAUCGUUGCUUUCUCCACAUCCAGCCAACUUGGCCUAAUGAUAGUAACCAUCGGGCUCAAUCAACCUCAACUCGCCUUCCUUCACAUUUGCACCCACGCAUUUUUUAAAGCAAUACUUUUCCUCUGCUCAGGCUCAAUUAUCCACAGCCUGAAUGACGAGCAAGACAUUCGAAAAAUAGGAGGCAUACACCACUUAACACCUUUUACCUCCUCCUGCCUUACAAUUGGAAGCCUGGCCCUCACUGGUACCCCAUUCUUAGCCGGCUUCUUCUCAAAAGACGCUAUCAUUGAAGCACUCAACACAUCCCAUCUCAACGCCUGAGCCCUCGCCCUCACUCUCCUAGCCACCUCCUUCACAGCUAUUUACAGCCUCCGAGUCGUUUUCUUUGUUUCCAUGGGCCACCCCCGAUUUAACACACUCUCACCUAUUAAUGAAAACAAUCCGGCAGUCCUAAACCCCAUUAAACGUCUAGCCUGAGGAAGCAUUAUUGCAGGCCUCUUAAUUACCUCUAACAUGACCCCUUUAAAAACACCAAUCAUAACUAUACCUCCCCUUCUAAAACUAGCCGCACUCACCGUUACUAUCCUUGGCCUCCUUCUAGCACUAGAACUCGCUUCUCUAACAAACAAACAAUUCAAACCAAGCCCUAAACUGACACCCCACCAUUUCUCCAACAUACUCGGCUUCUUCCCAGCUAUCAUCCACCGCACACUCCCUAAGCUUAACUUAACCCUUGGACAAACAAUUGCUACCCAAAUCAUUGACUUGACCUGAUUAGAAAAAACAGGUCCUAAGGCUAUAACCUCACUUAAUAUACCCCUAAUUAAAUCUACAAGCAAUGCCCAACAAGGCAUGAUCAAGACAUACCUCUCCUUCUUCCUAUUAACAUUAGCCCUGACAACCCUAGUGUUCGUCCUUUAA